AUGGAUGGAAUAAUUGAAGGAGGAGGAGGAAAAUGGAUGGAUGUACAACAAAAGCAAUCAAAGAAGUUUAUGAACAGAAUCAGCAGCCAAAUGAUCAGCACCAGUCACCCACCAACCACAGCAGACUUCAACAACAACAACACAAUUGACGCUUCUUCUUUGGUCGCCACUAUCAACAACAUUUCUGUUAUUUACAGCACAGCAACCAACACAACAACCAACACAACAUCUUCAUUUUUACCUCCUGACACAAAACAGUGGGGGAUGAAUUAUUUUGAUAAGAUGAAUUUAAAGAUGGCUGACGAAAUAGGGAAGAGAUUCGCUUGUUUGAAUGAAUUAAUGCAGCAAGACAUACAAGAUGAUCGGAAAGUCGUUGAAAAGUUAAAAAAUAUUUUAUCAGAUUUGAACGUGAACAACAGGAACGUGAACAACACCAACACGAACAGCACAAACAACCUGAGCAACUUGAACAACAUGAAUCACGCGAACGACCAUGAACUUGACCUUUUGUGUGACCUUCAAAUACUACGUCACUUCAAAUCCUUCUAG
Molecule: messenger RNA, 549 nt
Organism: Helobdella robusta
Lineage: Eukaryota; Metazoa; Annelida; Clitellata; Rhynchobdellida; Glossiphoniidae
Exons: 3
Coding region: 1-549 (182 amino acids)
Source: RefSeq, a predicted model, not a curated record